AUGGGAAUAUGGCAUAAAGAGUGUCCUCGUACAGUUAUAUGGGUAGCAAAUAGAGAAGUUCCUCUAUCCAAUACUUUUGGGGCUCUGGAUAUUAGCAGCGAAGGGAUACUUGUCCUUUUGGGAGUCCUGAAUAUCACAAGCGAAGGGAUACUUAUCAUAUACAGUAGCACCAACGAUAUUGUUUGGUCGUCGAAUUUGUCAAGAACUGCAGAGAAUGCAGUCGCAGAGCUCUUGGAGUCAGGAAAUCUUGUUGUAAGAGAAGAAAAUGAUAGCAAACCUGCCAACUUUCUGUGGCAGAGUUUUGACUAUCCUAGUGACACCUUGCUGCCAGGAAUGAAACUGGGAAUCAACUUUGUAACUCGGCUUGAAAGCUUUCUGUCAUCCUGGAAGAGCUCAGAAGAUCCUGCUCGAGGUGAAUUUUCUUUCCUUCUAGAUCCUAACGGGUAUCCGCAGCUUGUCUUGAAGAAGGGGAAUAAAACACAAGUUAGAAUUGGGUCAUGGAAUGGCUUACGUUUUGCUGCCGAAAUAAUUCCGAAACCUGAUUCAAUUUCAACAGAUGAUUUUGUGCUCAACGAAAAGGAGGGAUAUUUCGUUUUUGGGAGCAAAAGCUUAGGUUUUCCGAGGCUUAAACUAACUCCAUGGGGUAUUCCACAGCGCUCAAUAUGGAAUGAUCGAACACAUAAAUGGGACUUUGUUGAAAUUGCCCAGCUUGAUAUAUGUGCACAGUAUUCUAUUUGCGGUCCGAAUGCUUUCUGCCAGUUCAAUGAUUCUCCUAUAUGUGCAUGCCUGGAUGGAUUCAUGCCCAAGUCUCCACGCGAUUGGAAGUUAUCAAAUUGGUCAGGUGGGUGUGCUCGAAGGACUCCUUGCAGUGACAAAGAUCGCUUUCAAAAUUAUUCACGGAUGAAAUUGCCUGACACAUCUUCUUCCUGGUAUAAUAAAAGCACUGGUCUCGGGGAAUGUAAGGGAAUAUGUUUGAAGAACUGCUCCUGCACUGCAUAUGCAAAUUUAGAUAUCAGAGGAGGUGGAAGUGGCUGCCUGAUUUGGUUUGGUAGCCUCAUUGAUACAAGUAGGUCAAAUGGGGAUGGACAAGACCUUUAUGUCAGGAUUGCGGUUUCAGAAUUAG
This is a messenger RNA of Populus euphratica (Euphrates poplar), 1123 nucleotides long. Its product is annotated as G-type lectin S-receptor-like serine/threonine-protein kinase At4g27290. Gene Ontology annotation, biological process: recognition of pollen. The annotation marks the transcript as partial. The record is from RefSeq and is a predicted model, not a curated record. Lineage: Eukaryota; Viridiplantae; Streptophyta; Magnoliopsida; Malpighiales; Salicaceae. The transcript is spliced from 2 exons.